AUGUUCCAAAAGCUGCUGAUUUGCUGGUUAUUAUGGGGAAACGUGGUAUGGGCCUCGUCCGCCAGUUCCCCGGUGACACUGCACAUCGGUGGAACAUUUCCGAUGGAAUCUGGCUCUGGUGGAUGGGCCGGUGGAGAAGCUUGUCUUCCCGCCGUCGAGAUGGCAUUAGAAGAUGUAAACAGUAGACACGAUAUACUUCCCGGUUAUGUAUUAAAUAUGACAAAUCAUAACUCAAAAUGUCAACCGGGUUUAGCAAUGCAACAACUUUAUGACUUCCUUUAUCAGCCUCCAACCAAACUCAUGCUUCUCACCGGUUGCAGCCCAGUUACAACCGUGAUAGCUGAAGCUGCACCAGUUUGGCAGCUUGUUGUGCUUUCCUAUGGUGGCAGCUCGCCGGCGUUGUCAAACCGUGAGCGGUUUCCCACACUAUUUCGAACGCAUCCAUCGGCGAACAUGCAAAAUCCAACAAGAAUUCGUUUAAUGGAUAAAUUCAAAUGGAAAAAGUUUACAAUAUUGAUGUCGGUUGAAGAAGUUUUUGUGUCAACUGCCAAGGAUUUAGAAAAACAUGCAAGACGCAACGGUAUUAGAGUUGAUCGACAAAGCUUCUAUGGUGAUCCAACCGACUCAAUGAAGACUUUGUUGCGUCAAGACGCUAGGAUUAUAGUGGGCUUGUUUUAUGUGACGGAAGCAAGAAAAGUGCUAUGUCAGGCAUAUCAUAAUGGACUCUAUGGUCGAAGAUACGUAUGGUUUUUCAUUGGCUGGUAUGCUGAUACAUGGUAUAUCCCGCCACCAGAAGAACACUUAAAUUGCACCGCAGAACAAAUGGCCAAGGCUGCAGAAUUUCACUUCACAACUGAAAGUGUAAUGUUAUCGCGAGACGAAACUCCAGCGAUUUCGAAAAUGACUGGACCACAAUUUCAAAAAAGACUUACAAAAUACUUCAACAAGGAUACAGCAAACGUUGGAGGAUUUCCGGAAGCUCCCUUGGCGUAUGACGCCGUUUGGGCCUUGGCGUUGGCAUUCAAUUGCACUCGGCAUAAUUUGCCGAAAGGGGUGAAAUUGGAAAAUUUCACGUAUGAGAAUAAAGCGAUUGCUGAUGCUCUAUUCCAAUGCGUUAAAAAUACAUCAUUUCGUGGAGUAUCGGGAAGGGUGAUGUUCUCAGAUUCGGGAGAUCGUAUUGCUCGUACUCAAAUUGAGCAAAUGCAAGAUGGAAAAUACAAAGUAAUGGGUUUUUAUGACAAUACAAGCGGUGAACUUGAGUGGUACAAUAGAGAAAAAUGGUUCGGUGGUAGAGGACCACCACCAGAUUCUACUGUUGUUAAGAGACAUGUCAUCACAGUUUCAAACAAGGUUUACUACCCAACUAUAAUAGUAUCUUCCUUAGGAAUUAUUUUAUGUUUAUUUAUUUAUUUAUUCACAAAGAAACAUAGGACACGAUUAAUAAUAUCACAAUCUCAAUCGGAAUGCAAUAACAUUUUAAUAUUUGGAUGUUCACUUUGCCUUUUUUCUUUGUAUCUUCUUGGAUUACCGUCUGAUGACAUAGCGAUUCCUGAAGAAGCCUUUACAUUACUGUGCCACGCUAGAGUAUCAAUUUUACUAUUUGGGUUCACAUUUGCAUACGGGUCGAUGUUCGCAAAAGUAUGGAUUGUUCAUCGAAUGGGCGCUUCCGAGAAUCAGCAGCUUGCGAGUCGUCAAAAAGAUGAGGAAGAAAAUACUCCUUGGGAGGGUAUUCGUGCACUAAUUUCAACUAUGGUCGGCCGCCAAACACUUGUUCGUAAAUCAUCCGGACAAACCUACGGGGCUCUGCUCGAAAAAAGGAACGCAGUACUCAAUCAGCCAAUCGCUCCCGCAAAGUUCUACAUCAUAGUUUUGGCAUUAAUCGGAGUUGAUUUAUUCAUCGUAUCUGUUUGGAUAAUUUUUGAUCCAUUACAGUUAAAAGAGCAAAAGUUCCCAUUGCAUGCGCCUUCAAAAGGAGACGAAGAUGAAAUGAUACUCCCUGUUUUACAACAAUGCCAAAGCAGUCAACAGGAAGUUUGGAUUGCGAUCAUCCUUGGCUACAAAUGUUUGCUUUUGGUAUUUGGCAUUUUUUUGUCGUAUGAGACCCGCAAUCUGAAAUUACGUUUUGUGAACGAUUCGCGAUUAAUCGGCUUGGCAAUAUACAAUGUUGCUGUGGUGUCGCUAGUCACGGCGCCCGUAGUAACGUUGUUCAUCCAUGGCCAAGCGAAUGCACAUUUUGCAUUCAUAGCACUAACAGUUUUGAUUUGCACGUAUAUCUCAAUUUGCUUAAUAUUUGGGCCUAAAAUACACAAUAUUGUGAAAGUGCCGCCGGGAAAUGAGGAAAUUCAACAGAACGGGGCUGCCCAGAGCAGGCUGUCAAGCGCGGAUCAAAAACGAUUUGAUCUUUUAAAGGCGGAGAAUGAAGCAUUACAAAAACAAAUCGAAGAGAAGGAGAAACGAAUCCAUCAAUGUCGGGAGCGUCUAGACUUCCUUUCAAGUCAAGAAGAGACUGAAAAUUUGAAUGUUCCGUUAUUAGGAAGGAAGUUAUCCGGAAAAUCGCUAGCAGAAGGCAAGGCAGCUUAUUCGAAUCCUUCUACUGCAACAACCACAAUUCCUUUAAUAGACUUACAAGGGCAUGGUGCCAACCCGGGUCUUAUUUCCGAAGAAGAUGACCGAUGCUCUACAUCAUCGGACGAAAUUUUACUCUAA
Molecule: messenger RNA, 2706 nt
Organism: Caenorhabditis bovis
Lineage: Eukaryota; Metazoa; Nematoda; Chromadorea; Rhabditida; Rhabditidae
Source: the annotation of a GenBank genome assembly